This is a messenger RNA of Ornithorhynchus anatinus (platypus), 3365 nucleotides long. RefSeq names its product La ribonucleoprotein 1, translational regulator (gene LARP1). Gene Ontology annotation, biological process: positive regulation of translation; mRNA stabilization. The record is from RefSeq and is a predicted model, not a curated record. NCBI's taxonomy places the organism in Eukaryota, Metazoa, Chordata, Mammalia, Monotremata, Ornithorhynchidae. Gene Ontology annotation, molecular function: RNA cap binding. The coding region runs from base 16 to 3312 and encodes 1098 amino acids. Gene Ontology annotation, cellular component: cytosol; cytoplasmic stress granule. The transcript has 20 exons.
GGGGGGGACGGGGAAAUGGCUACUCAGGUGGAGGCGCUCCUGCCCGGCCACCCCCUCCUGCCGGCCGAGGAGCACGGCGGCCUGGUGAUGAAGAAGCCGCCGCCGCCGCCGCCGCCGCCUCCUCCUCCCUCGGAGGGCUCGCCCGGGGGGGACCCCGACGGCCAGGACGGGGCCCGGCCGGCCAGGCCGCCCAGCGUCAAGCAGCAGAAGGAGGACAGCAACCACCAGGAGAAGGAGAACCUCCUCCUCCUCCAGCAGACGCCCAAGGGGGAUGGAGGCAGCGGCGGCGACGAGGGCGGGGAGCCCGGAGCCGGGGGGCGUCGAGACUUCGUCGAGGCGCCCCCUCCCAAGGUGAAUCCGUGGACUAAAAACGCCGCCCCGCUCACCGUCAACGGACAGUCCCCUCCAGAUGACUGCCAAAACUGGGAGGAGGAAAAAAAGACUGCAAACUUCUGUGAACCUUCCCCCGGUGCUGGGAGCCCCCAUGCUGCUGAGCUUGCUACUCCCGCCAAAGUUGUGAGGGCGGCAAACCCCAGGCAGCGCAAAGGCAGCAAGGUUGGGGAUUUUGGCGAUGCCACAAACUGGCCCACACCUGGGGAAAUAGCUCACAAGAGCGUCCAGCAGCAGCCACACAAACCCCCACCGCUGAGGAAACCACCGCUGAAGAAAGACAUGAAGGAGCAGGAAAAGGGGGACGGGAGUGACAGCAAGGAGAGCCUCAAGGCCAAGUCCGACGAGUCCGGAGAGGAGAAGAACGGGGAUGACGACGGCCAGAAAUCUGGGCAGAAAAAGAAAGGGAGCAAACACAAGUGGGUUCCGUUGCAAAUAGACAUGAAGUCAGAAGUGCCCAGGGACAAAACGGCCUCGCGGAACAACCGGCAGAAUGAGCAGCACCGCCACCCCUCCAACAACCGCAGCGAGGCCAAAGGCUGGCACCCAGACAACAAGCACGAGAGAAGCUGGCCGGACCAUGACGAGACCUCCAGCGUGAAGAGCGAGGGGGGCGCCGUGCGAGGAGCCUUCCGGGGUCGAGGGCGCGGCCGGGGACGUGGCCGUGGGCGCGGCCGGGGAGGCGCUCGCACCCACUUUGACUAUCAGUACGGCUACCGCAAGUUUGAUGGCUCGGACGGCUCCCGCACCCCCAAGUACACAAGCAACAUCACCUACUACUUCGAUAACGUCAGCAGCACCGAGCUGUACGGCGUGGACCAGGAGCUGCUCAAGGACUACAUCAAGCGGCAGAUAGAGUACUACUUCAGCGUGGACAAUUUGGAAAGGGAUUUCUUCCUGCGCCGGAAGAUGGACACAGACGGUUUCCUCCCCAUCACCCUGAUCGCUUCCUUCCAUCGCGUGCAGGCCCUCACGACUGACGUCGGCCUAAUCGUCAAGGCCCUGAAGGAUAGCAAGGUCGUGGAGAUUGUGGAGCAGAAAAUCCGGAGGAAGGAGCAGCCGGAGAAGUGGCCGCUGCCUGGCCCGCCUAUGGCCGACUACUCCCAGACGGACUUCUCUCAGCUCAUCAACUGCCCCGAGUUUGUCCCUCGGCAGAGCUUCCAGAAGGAGACAGAGUCGGCACCCGGCUCUCCCCGCUCGGUGACUCCUGUGCCCACCAAGACGGAGGAGGUGAGCAACCUGAAGACCCUGCCCAAGGGCCUGUCGGCCAGCCUGCCCGACCUGGAUUCGGAGACCUGGAUUGAAGUGAAGAAAAGGCCCCGGCCCUCUCCGGCCAGGCCCAAGAAGUCCGAGGAGUCCAAGUCUCCGCAGCAGACGUCUCCGGCCCAGCAGCCUCCCCAGGCCCAGCAGCCGCCCCAGCCGAAACCGAAGGACCAAGAUGAGCCCGAGGAGCUGGACUUCCUGUUCGACGAGGAGAUGGAGCAGAUGGACGGGCGGAAGAACACGUUCACCGACUGGUCGGACGAGGACUCCGACUACGAGAUCGACGACCGGGACGUCAACAAGAUCCUCAUCGUCACCCAGACACCCCCCUACCUGCGGCGCCACCCCGGCGGCGACCGCACCGGCAACCACACGUCCCGGGCCAAGAUGAGCUCCGAGUUGGCCAAGGUCAUCAACGACGGCCUCUACUACUACGAGCAGGACCUGUGGACUGAGCAGUUCGAGCCCGAGUACUCGCAGAUCAAGCAAGAAGUCGAGAACUUCAAGAAAGUGAACAUGAUCAGCAGGGAGCAGUUUGACACGCUGACUCCCGAGCCUCCCGUUGACCCCAACCAAGAGGUGCCCCCCGGGCCGCCCCGGUUCCAGCAAGUUCCCACGGACGCCCUGGCCAACAAGCUGUUCGGCGUCCCCGAGCCCUCCACCAUCGCUCGCUCUCUGCCGACCACCGUCCCCGAAUCGCCAAACUACCGCAACGCCCGGACCCCACGCACCCCGCGCACCCCUCAGCUCAAAGACCCGACACAGACUCCUCGGUUUUACCCCGUGGUGAAGGAGGGCAGGACGCUAGAUGCCAAGACGCCCCGAAAGAGGAAGACGCGGCACAGCUCGAACCCUCCCAUGGAGUGUCACGUGGGCUGGGUCAUGGACUCCCGGGAGCACCGGCCCCGCACAGCCUCCAUCAGCUCGAGUCCCUCGGAGGGCACCCCGGCCGUCGGGAGCUACGGCUGCACGCCCCAGUCAUUGCCCAAGUUCCAGCAUCCUUCCCACGAACUCCUCAAGGAGAACGGCUUCACACAACACGUCUACCACAAGUAUCGUCGGCGCUGCCUUAAUGAGAGGAAAAGACUGGGCAUUGGCCAGUCUCAGGAGAUGAACACCCUCUUCCGCUUCUGGUCCUUCUUCCUCCGGGAUCACUUCAAUAAGAAGAUGUACGAGGAGUUCAAGCAGCUGGCCGUGGAGGAUGGCAAGGAGGGCUACAGGUAUGGUUUGGAGUGCCUUUUCCGAUACUACAGCUAUGGUCUGGAGAAGAAAUUCCGGCCGGAUAUAUUCAAAGAUUUCCAGGAUGAGACGGUGAAGGAUUACGAAGCUGGGCAGCUGUACGGGCUGGAGAAAUUUUGGGCCUUCUUGAAAUAUUCCAAAGCCAAAAACCUGGACAUCGACCCCAAACUGCAAGAAUACCUCAGCAAAUUCCGGCGCCUCGAAGACUUCCGAGUGGAUCCCCCCAUGGCAGAGGAAGGCAGCCACAAGCGCUACCCGGCACCCGCAGGAGGAGAAGGCAGGAAACGGUACCCGUCUCAGUCUUCCAGCAAACCGGUGCCCGGCCAAGCCCACGCCCCGCCCACCAGGGAAGAUGCCAAAACGCUGAGCCAGCCCUCCUCCGCGACGGCCUCGGCAGAGACGCAGACACUGGGGAAGUGAAGGGGCCGAGCCGGCCUCUUCCCACCGGGGCCGGAGGGGACGGGGGUGGGGGG